This is a messenger RNA of Archocentrus centrarchus (flier cichlid), 2268 nucleotides long. RefSeq names its product H-2 class I histocompatibility antigen, Q9 alpha chain-like. The transcript is spliced from 8 exons. NCBI's taxonomy places the organism in Eukaryota, Metazoa, Chordata, Actinopteri, Cichliformes, Cichlidae. The record is from RefSeq and is a predicted model, not a curated record. The coding region runs from base 93 to 1160 and encodes 355 amino acids. Gene Ontology annotation, biological process: immune response. Gene Ontology annotation, cellular component: external side of plasma membrane.
UCAGCCUUGAUCUCUGAGCUGGAAGCGCAGAGUCAGUUUUUGUAGACAGCGAAGCGCUUCGAGUGUUGAAGGUUCAAAUCCCGGAGGUUAAAAUGAAGAUCCUGAUGAUCCUGAUGAUCCUGGUGGUCCUGGGAAUCCAGGAGGCGGCCGCAGUGACCCACUCUAUGAAGUAUUUCUUCACUGCAUCCUCUGAAGUCCCAAACUUCCCACAGUUUGUGGAAGUUGGGAUGGUUGAUGAUGUUCAGAUGGUUCACUAUGACAGUGACACAGAGAAAGAGGUGCUCAAACAGGACUGGAUGAUCAAAUACACAGCAGAGGAUCCUCAGUACUUGGAGAGGAACACUGGGAUCUAUCUGGGUGCCCAGCAGACGUUCAAAGCCAACAUUGAAAUUGCAAAGCAGCGCUUCAACCAAACUGGAGGUGUUCACAUUGUUCAGCGGAUGUACGGCUGUGAGUGGGAUGAAGAGACUGAUGAGCUGAAUGGAUUUAUGCAGUACGGUUAUGAUGGAGAGGACUUCAUAUCACUUGACCUGAAGACACAGACGUGGAUCGCUCCUAAUCAGCAGGCUGUCAUCACCAAACAGAAGUGGGAGAAAACAGCUCUGGCUGCACGGCAGAAGAACUACCUCACCCAGGAGUGUCCUGACUGGAUCAAGAAGUACCUGAACUAUGGGAGGAGCUCUCUGAUGGGAACAGUCCCUCCCUCAGUGUCUCUCCUCCAGAGGUCUUCCUCCUCUCCCAUCAGCUGCCACGCUACAGGUUUCCAUCCCAACAGAGCCGAGAUGUUCUGGAAGAAAAAUGGGGAGGAGCUUCAUGAAGGUGUGCACAAAGGAGAGCUCCUCCCCAACAAUGACGGGACCUUCCAGAUGAGUGUUGAUCUGGACCUUUCAGCAGUUGGACCUGAGGACUGGGACAGGUACAGCUGUGUGUUUCAGCUCUCAGGUGAGAAGGAGGACAUCAGCACCAAACUGGAGAAAACAGGAAUCAGGAGCAAUGAAGGAGGUUCUCUCUCCAUGAUCAUUCCUGUGGUUGUUGCUGUGGUCGUUCUCGCUGCCGUCGCUGUGAUCGGAUUCAUUAUUUACAAAAAGAAAACAGACAAACGUCCCCCGUCCCCUGUGGAGAAAUCUGAGGUUCAGGAACAAAUGCUUCCUAAAGCCUGAAGGACCAACAGCUCCUCUGCACUCAGUUUAUGGAUAAAUGCACUGAAACGAGAGGCGGAGCCUCGUUCUCCAUAAACUGGAACGUCACGGAUUAUUCAGGAAAUGAUGGAACUUUGGGGAAUCUGGUUGUAGAUGAUUAUUAAUCAAUAUUCAACUUUGAACAUGAGUCACAAAUGUUUAACAAAAACAUCAUAUCUGGAUCAUUUCUGUGCCCACCUGGAAAAAAAAUCACCUUUAAACAAUAAUGAAAAUAAUUUUACAGUCAGACUUAAACCUUCAUGAGUGAUAAUAACUAAUAAUGAUUAUCUUAUCAUCUUAAACAGAUCUGCUAUAUUUACAGUUUAGUGUUCCUGGUGUGGGGUUUCCUUAUAAAUCAAUAAUAAUAAAAAUGUGGACAUUCAUAAACAGAGGUAGUGAUACGUGCUUUCUGCUCUUCAUAGAUAUUCAGUCUACUGAUCAUUUAGUUCUUGAAGCUGCAGCUCAGCAACAAUCUGAAAAUCUCAGAUUAGAAAUAAUCUGAGAUUUUCCUCAUAAUUGUUAAACUUUGUAAACGUGAUGAUGAACUUUGUGCUCUGAGUCCUCCGGAGGAAACAGGAAACGAUGGAAGCUGAUUGGAUCCAUCAGCAACGCUUUGGACUCACAUUUGUUUCUAUGAUGUCUCUAAAUUAUCAGUUUAUUGAAUUCACAGUAAAUAUACAUGAAGUAAAAAAAAUUAAAUACUUGUUACCAUCGUUAUUAACGCGUCCAAAGAGCACAAAGUUUCUAAAUGUUGUACAUAUUUUACUUUUAUGUUUAAUUUUGACUUAAAGAAAUCUGGAUGAUUUUAACAUAAACAGGUUUUAUUUAGUGUGUGAAAUCAUAAAAAUGAUGUUUGUUCUCUUUUGUUUGAUUUAAGAGCUGUUUGAAUCUUUGUGAUAUUAAAGUUUCAGAUUGUGAAGUGUUGUGUGGGUUGUUGUUAACACACUGCUGACGUGUGUUUGUGGUUUUUCUGACUCCUCUGUAAAUGUUAAUCAGUGAUUAUCAGGUCACGUCUGCUGUUGGUUUGAUGAAUAUCAGUAAAUAUUCACUGAUGUUUCUUUGCUUUUCAAUAAAGUCCCAAUAAUCCAAA